Eleginops maclovinus (Patagonian blennie) is the source of this 1348-nucleotide messenger RNA. RefSeq names its product diencephalon/mesencephalon homeobox protein 1-B-like. The transcript is spliced from 5 exons. The coding region runs from base 185 to 1348 and encodes 387 amino acids. The record is from RefSeq and is a predicted model, not a curated record. Gene Ontology annotation, biological process: regulation of transcription by RNA polymerase II. Lineage: Eukaryota; Metazoa; Chordata; Actinopteri; Perciformes; Eleginopidae. Gene Ontology annotation, molecular function: DNA-binding transcription factor activity, RNA polymerase II-specific; RNA polymerase II transcription regulatory region sequence-specific DNA binding.
GAGAGACCGACCGACCUACCGGGAUAUCCUCAGGACCUCUAAGUGAUUGAAAUAAGCGAAAGAAAUGAAUACCAGAACAAGCGACUGCGGAUUUUAGAGAAGAAGAUUUGACCGGAGAAUACUCGGCCGCUAUAGUGGAGAUAUUUCGCUUCAGAAACACGGAGAAAAGAGAGACAGAUCGGCCAUGCAGCACUACGGGGUGAACGGAUACUCUCUGCACGCCAUGAACUCACUGAGCGCCAUGUACAACCUCCACCAGCAGGCGGCGCAACAGGCCCAGCAUGCACCGGACUACAGGCCCUCCGUGCAUGCCCUCACUCUGGCAGAGAGACUGGCUGACAUUAUCCUUGAGGCCCGGUAUGGCUCCCAGCACCGAAAGCAGCGGCGCAGUCGGACAGCGUUCACCGCCCAGCAGCUGGAGGCCCUGGAGAAAACUUUCCAGAAGACCCACUACCCGGACGUGGUGAUGCGGGAACGCCUGGCCAUGUGCACCAACUUGCCCGAGGCCCGCGUCCAGGUCUGGUUUAAGAACCGCAGGGCCAAGUUUCGUAAGAAGCAGCGCAGCCUGCAGAAGGAGCAGCUGCAGAAACAGAAGGAGGCGUCCGGUACUGCAGAGGGCUCUACAGAGGAGUCCAAGACCGAAACCACUACCAGCAGCACCACCACCCUGGUUCCUGAGACUCCCCCCCCUCCAUCCUCCUCCUCCUCAUCCUGUCAGUCAGAGACCGCUCGGCCACAGCCAGGAGAGACGAGCGUAGAAGUCAAUGUCACCUCCCCCGAGCCGUCGGACAGCGAGUCAGCAGCAGAGGAUAACGCUGACAGAGAGGAGGACGAAAUGAGAGGGGAGACGAGGGGGAAGAGCAGGGAGGAGACGCAGGGGGAGGGGGGAGCGCAGCCGAGGAGCAGCUCCCCACUCUGCAAACCUCUGAGCCCCAGAUCAGACUCCCCCCUGAGCUCCCCCACCUUGCCGUCCUCCAGUGGUUUGGCGCAGAGUAACUCCUACGCCUCGUCUCCGCUCAGCCUCUUCCGGCUGCAGGAGCAGUUUCGGCAGCACAUGGCGGCCACCAACAACAUGGUGCACUACCCGUCCUUUGAGAUGAGCCCGCCCUCCUCCCUGCCCUACCUGGGCAUGAACGUGAACGUGCCGUCCCCGCUGAGCUCGCUGCCCUGCCAGUCCUACUACCAGACGCUGUCGCAGGCCCAGCAGGUGUGGAACAGCCCUCUGCUGCAGGCACCGCCGGGCGGCCUCCCCGGGAGCCUCAACAGCAAGACCACCAGCAUCGAGAACCUCCGUAUGAGGGCCAAGCAGCAUGCAGCCUCGCUGGGAUUGGACACGCUCCCUAACUGA